UCUCUCUCUCUCUGUCAGUAGUAGUAGUCGGCGGAGAGAGCGCCAGCUGGCUGGCCGCGCGCGCGUGUGCUGCUCCUCUCUCAGCCAAGUCUCUCUCUGUGUGUGUGUGUGUGUGUGUGUGCAGCCUGGCCGGGCGCGGAUCUUCACCACUUGCUGUUGCUGCAUCAGUAUCUCCUCAACAGCCGCUCGACGACUCGCUGCACCGGAGCUGCUUCUCUCCCAGGAGGAGAGCAUCGCGAGCUUUGACCUCGAAACCGCGCAGCUCUCGCGGGCGCGCAAGCGUUCAAGGUCGCCCCGAUGGAAGUGCCUUCGAGCGAGCAGCGUCAGCAAGGUCAGCUCGCCGGAGCUACAGCUACUCCCAGCAUCCUCGUCCUCUCGUAGUAGCAGCUCAUAAUUAUACGCAUAGUGUGUCGCGGCAUGUGCGGCGAGUACGGGGACUACAGCUUCUGUCAUCGUUCUCUCGGUUAUACGCUGCUAUACUCCUACGCUGCCAGUUUGCCCAAGCGGGAGACAGCAUGAAGAGGAAAAGAGAGCACUGAGAGAGAGAGAGAGAGAGAGAGAGUGAGAGUGAGAGUGAGAGAGAGAGUUGCAUAAGGAAGCAAGCGAUAUUUUUUAGAGAGAAUUAUCGACUCGAGUGCGCCAGAAGAACUGCGAGCAGAGCGUCAGGAUGGAGGACUCGUCGCCGAGGAUACGCCCCUACCUCGACUGCUGGGACAACGAGGACAAGUACUCGGUGGCCAACAGUCAGGCGCCGCUGCAGGCCGGCGAGGACGAGCACCCGGAGCGCGGCACCUGGUCCGGGAAAUUCGACUUCCUGCUCUCGCUCCUCGGCUACAGCGUAGGCCUCGGCAACGUCUGGAGGUUCCCUUACCUCUGCUACUCGAACGGCGGUGGUGCCUUUCUCAUUCCCUUUACCGUCAUGCUCAUCAUUGCCGGGCUGCCUUUAAUGUUCAUGGAAUUGUCGCUCGGCCAGUAUGCCAGUCUGGGACCGGUGGCGGCUUACAAGAGAUUCUGUCCACUGCUGCGGGGCCUCGGCUACGGCAUGGUCAUGGUCAGCUCCGUCGUCAUGCUCUACUACAACCUCAUAAUCGCGUGGACGCUCUUCUACAUGUUCGCCUCGGUCACGGGUGGAGGCGAGCUGCCUUGGAGCAAGUGCGAGGAGGAGUGGAGCACGAGGGAGUGCUUCAUGCCGGAGGCCGCGCUGCUCUGCGCCAAUCAGAACAUGACGUACUUUAAGAGGGAAUGUCUCAACUCUAGCCAAUUAGCAGCAAUCAACUUCAGCCCGGAGAACCUCACCUCGGUCAUACGCAAGCCCCCGGCCGAGGAGUACUUCAACAAUCACGUGCUGCGGCUGAGCCACGGGAUCGAGGACACCGGCUCGAUCAGCCCGAAGAUGGCGGGCUGCCUCUUCCUCGCCUGGGUCAUAGUCUUCCUCUGCCUGAGCAAGGGCGUCCAGAGCUCGGGGAAGGUCGUCUACUUCACCGCGCUCUUCCCCUACGUCGUUCUGAUCGCCCUGUUCAUCCGGGGAAUAAUGCUGCCGGGCGCGGACGAGGGCAUCCUGUUCUACCUGACGCCGGACUGGAAGCGACUGGCCUCGGCCAAGGUCUGGGGCGACGCUGCGGUGCAGAUCUUCUUCGCGCUCAGCCCCGCCUGGGGCGGCCUCAUCACCCUCAGCUCGUACAACAAGUUCACCAACAACUGCUACAAGGACUCGCUCAUCGUCGCCGUCAGCAACAUCGGCACGAGCUUCUUCGCCGGGCUGGUCAUCUUCUCGGUGAUCGGCUUCCUGGCGCACGAGCUCGACGUCGAGGUCAAGUCGGUCGUCGACCAGGGCGCCGGGCUCGCCUUCAUCGUCUACCCGGAGGUCGUCUCGAGACUGCCGGUGGCGCCGGUCUGGUCCCUGCUCUUCUUCGUCAUGCUGCUGACCCUCGGGCUGGACUCGCAGUUCGCGCUCAUGGAAACCGUCACCACCGCCAUUCUCGACGGCAUUCCCGCGCUGCGGAACUACAAGUUCUGGGUCGUCCUCGCCUGCGCCGUCUUCGGCUACGGCGGCGGCCUCAUCUUCACCACCAACGCCGGCAUGUACUGGCUGCAGCUGAUGGACAAGUACGCUGCCAACUGGUCGGUCCUGCUCAUCGCCAUAAGCGAGUGCAUCCUCGUCGCGUGGGUGUACGGAGCCGACCGCUUCCUCGACGACGUGCAGCAGAUGAUCGGCGUGCGCGGCCGUUGCUGGAGGUUCUUCUGGACGUGGAUGUGGAAGGUCGUCACGCCGGCGGCGCUCUUCUUCAUCCUCUUCUUCAACUGGGUGGAGUACGAGCCCCUCAGCUACGGCACCUACGUCUACCCGCGGUGGGCCGACGCCGUCGGCUGGGUCGUCGGCCUCGUGCCCGUCCUCGUCAUCGUCGGCCUCGCGGUUGUCCAGCUGAGGGUGAGCAAGCGGCCGCGCUCCGAGUACGAGGACGAGGAGGAGGAGGAGAACGACGAGCUGCGCGGCUCCGGCAACGACAGCGUCUGGAGCAGGGCCCGGAAGCUCCUGCAGCCGACCUCCGACUGGGGACCGGCGACGCGCAACCCCCUCACACCGUCCAGGACUCUGCCGCACACGCCCUCGCCUGGACCCCAAUGCGGCUACGACUCGGUGCGCGACACGAUAGUCCUGGUGAACGGACAGCCGAUGACGGUGCAAGGGGCGACCGGCGGCACGGGUAUCCCAGGCAGCGGCUCCUCCCAGAAGCUGCCCGGGCCCUCGAUACUCAAGAACUCGAGCAAAACCGAUCUCAUCACCUCGCAGCAGGUCUGACAAGACGCCGCCGACGACUACUACUAUCCUCCAUCCAGCGAUCGCGCGUUCUCCACUUUUGGAUUUUAAACAACAACAACAACAACAACAAUAAGCUGCUGGACCCUUCGAUGUCGGCUGAUGCUUUUUUUGCGCGCUCUAGGGCAAGCUAUCGAUUUUUCGACGCCGCUCCGAGUGCGCGCGGAUAUGUAGGUCAGAUUGUUUAGGAAUUUAGUUUCGGCUCUGUCUCUCUAUUUCUCUGUGGAAAUUAAAAUCGAUUCGGCGUGGCAUAACCUUAUUAUUACACUGUCGAAAAUAAUCAAACGCUAAACCAAAAAAAAAAUUGUUAUGAUUUUUGUUGUCUUAUAUAUAGGUGCGCGUGCACUCGGAACGCGUUGGAAGGGUAUGUAUACGCGCGAUGGCUGAGGGGGGAAAAGAGGCGCGCUGAGCCAAAUAUUAAAUAUAUAAACGUCUUUCACAAUCAAUUGAGGAAUUAUGUGAACGUUGUUGAUUUUUCGAAUUCAAAAGCGAUUAUUAAUAUGGUGUAUACACGAGAAUUGGUCAGAUUUUACGAGAUGAUAUUUUAAAAUUUAAUCAAAGAGAAGUAUAGGAUAUACAUUAUACAUAUUAAAAAUAGAGGACAAAAUAAAAAAAUUAAUUAACGAUGUUGCUUCCUGCUUCGACGAGUGCAAACGUAUAUAAGAAAAAAAUGAGAAAUUAUCUUUGGCGAGCAUAAUACGGAUUUAAGUAUCAUAAACGGUUUGUGAAAACUCUCCAAUUAUCGAUUGUUUGACAGAGAAUUUUACUGUGUUGCAUCUAGUAUUUACUUGUUGAAGUUAGUUGAGACAAGGAUAUUAUUUUUAAAUAUAAGUAGGAAGAGAAAUAACGAAAAAGAUUGUAGACGAGAAGAAAGUCACUUUGUUUGAAACUUUAACUGGUUUAAAGUUGUAAAUAAAUGUAUUAAGAUAUUAUAAAAAAUCGAUAUAUUUUAGAUGAAAAUUCACUGCUUUAUUGAAGAUGCAUAGGAUGUAUUGAGGUUAUCGGUAAAGUUAUCUACAAAAAAAAAAUAUAUGUAUUUAGGGCUUUUUAUAUUGAUUUUGAGAUAACAAUCGAUUGAAAGAUUUCCGAAAAGACGAAAAUGGCACUACUUUGAUUUUAUAAGCUGGGAAAACAUUGGUUAACUUGACUUUGAACUGCAUAACCCUUAUUCAUAAUUUUGCACAAAUCUGAAAAAUUGGGCUGUGGUGAAUAUUGCAAUUACAAGUUUGCGAGAAUGAUCAGCAUUCGCGAUUACCAUAGAUUUGUAGAAAAAGAAAUCAAAAAGAGCUGGAUUGUUCAAUGUCGAUAGUCAAUAACAAAAAAAAAUCUUUAAAAAACGUGAUCCUUUAUUUUUUAAGUCUGUCGUUUAUAAGUUACACUGUUAGUAAUACUCAAACAGAGCGUCGUAAUUAACAUAUAUACAUAAACUAAUGUUUAGAUAUGUGUUCGAAAGUGCAAUGCAUAAACCAUCAAGGUUUAUUUGCAUUUGUUAUUACCUAUAUAAAUAAUGGUAUAUCCAGUGUGUAUUAGAUGUAAACUCAUCAUUUUAUUUGCUUUAUUUGACUUACUCCAUUCAUUUACAAACAUUCUUCAAAUAAAUAGUAAAUAGUUCAAGGUGGAAAAGUGUUUGUACUCGUGCAAAAUAUGUAGACCAUCUUGACAUUUGAAAACCAUGCUGGAACUGUUUUUUUUUUUUUAAUUUAUUUGCUCCACUGACAUAUACCUAGACUCGUAAAUUAGAACGCGAAAGAAGAAACGUCCGUCGAUCUCUGCCUUUAAUUUUUUACAACUAGUAUAGUUAUUAAAAAUUCUCUUGAUUUACUAGAUCAUCGAUUUAAAUAAGAGAAAUCUGAAAGUCUUUAGAUAAUAGAUACAAGUUCCUAAAAUGAUUUGAAAACUAUUUUCACGGUUCUUAUAUGACACAGUAAGAACUUCUUUUAUGAGAAAUAGAUCAAGUAUGGAAUAUAUUCUAUUGAUACGAGACUUGAUUUCAAUAUUUACAAAUACCUACAUCGAUGCAAUCAUGAUUUGCGUUUUUAUCGUGAAAAGAAUUGCAGUAUCAAAUAAUAAUACAAUAGAAUUAAUGAAGAAAACAAAGAAUAUUUUUGCUCAAUAAUAGACAAGAGAAAGUGGUAGAUGUAUUUUUCCAGCACGAGUGUAAAUAACUCAGUUUAUAAAAUGUAUGACGACUGAUAAAUUUCAAAACUAAAUAACGCAACACUCAAUCGAAUUUCAACGUCUUUCAUUUGUUUUCACCGCUACCAAAUUUUUCAACAUUUCUCAAGGGUUUAGUAUCUUCAUAAUUUUGAUUAUUGCUGCAUUAGAGAAUAGGUGAAUUUUACAAAACGAUUGUUCCAGGAAAAUAGCACGUCAGCCAAAAUAGAUUUCAUAGACAAAGAACUUACCAUGAAAUAAUAAAAAGAAAACUUCCAGAGAACACUAGUAUGCCAAAGAUUUAAAGCUAUCGUGAAAUUAAUCGACGUGUAUUAUCCUAAAACAGCGUCUUUAUUCACGUUUGGAUAGAAUCGAGAAAUAAUGGCUUACGUAAAAAAUUUAAUUUUCAGUGCCAAUUGCGUAAUAUCAUAGUCUGUAUUGACGUUCUUAGCGUACACAAGCAAUAAGUUACAGUAGUCAACUAUAAACUGGUUUGAUUCGGUUGAGUUUUUAUGGAAAUUUAAGAAUAUUGAAGUAUAGAAAUUAAUUAAAUCGGAAUUGAAGAAAAUCUCGUUUCUGAUGACGUUGAAAAGUGGAUGAGCUCAUCAGAAACAACAAUAAAAUAUGUUUGGUGAUCUUCACCUGCAGUAUAAUACAUUAAAACCAGUGAGAAACGUCGUACCUCUUGUUAUUGUUCAAAGAGAGAAAGAAUCAGCGUGAUUGUGAAUAAAUAAGCCAUCAGGAGAAUGCCGGAGUGAAAGAGACCUUAUAAUAAUAUAUACACGAAGAUUUAUCAUGUUGCGAAAAAAUAUGCAUAUUAAUAUAUAAUAAAUUUAUUUGUUGCACAAGUAUAUGUAUGUAGAUACAUGCUAAUGUAAUAAUUCGGGCUAAAGGUAUUUUUCCGCAAAAGAUACAUAGUGAUAUUUUUCCUGAUGAAGAAAAUCUACAUGUAUAAGACGAGUGACUGAUCUAGUUAGCGCAUCAAAAUGAAUUAAAUGUCCUGCGCG
Nasonia vitripennis (jewel wasp) is the source of this 5979-nucleotide messenger RNA. Its product is annotated as sodium- and chloride-dependent glycine transporter 1. Gene Ontology annotation, cellular component: membrane. The transcript has 9 exons. NCBI's taxonomy places the organism in Eukaryota, Metazoa, Arthropoda, Insecta, Hymenoptera, Pteromalidae. The record is from RefSeq and is a predicted model, not a curated record. Bases 668 to 2800 code for a protein of 710 amino acids. Gene Ontology annotation, biological process: sodium ion transmembrane transport.